This is a messenger RNA of Cokeromyces recurvatus, 814 nucleotides long. RefSeq lists its product as uncharacterized. Lineage: Eukaryota; Fungi; Mucoromycota; Mucoromycetes; Mucorales; Mucoraceae. The coding region runs from base 1 to 678 and encodes 225 amino acids. The transcript is spliced from 2 exons. The record is from RefSeq and is a predicted model, not a curated record.
AUGAUUGUUGUUGUUCGAAAUUUCGUACACCGACCGUGUUUCGUUUUCCGUGCUAUUGACUUACCGGAUGAUACCUUGCUCGCUAAAUUACUUCCCGAACUUCACGCCUCCGCUUUCAACACUCAAUGGUAUAAACUCAUUCAAACAUCAUGCUGGAGACUCUGUGCCGCCAAUUCCAUUCCGUUAGACAAACGCUCCUUUCGAAAACAUCGUCGAGAAUUUCUUGAAGAGAGUUUUCAACAACUACGUGACGAGACACAUUCUGUUUUGCUUUCCUCUUGCCGCCCUAAUCUGAUUAUUGACCCGAUACUCUGGUUACCCAUGACACACAGUGAGCGUAGUCGAACUAUUCGAUGGCGUCUUGGUUGGUUACCCGGAGGAAUACCUAAAGCCUGUCCAUAUCAUCCUCAUGUACACUUUAGUCGGUCACACGCCACUGAAUGCUUGCACAUGCACACUCGUUUAUUCUUGCCACGAUCAAUUGCAGAUCCCCUUUCCUUUCUUUUAAAUCAUCUCCCUCAGCAUAAGCACCGAAAUUCUCAGGAUGUUUCUGCUUGGUUCUAUCGCUGGCCAGUUAUGUGUACCAUUCUACAGGAAAUAGAUUAUUUAAUGCACGAUAAACUACCCCCUCCACUUCUUGAUCCAGGCAGAAAAUUACUCAACUGGUUGUCUCUUUAAACUUGUUAGCAAUAUUCCCCUUUCUUUCUCACUUUCUCUUCUUCCUUUCCUUUACCUUUUUACCUCUUGUCCCAUAAGAGGGUUUUUAGAUACUUUUUUCACAUAAUUUGAACUGACCUGGGCAAUCCAAUAUAAU